GGCAUAUUAAAUGAUCAAGUGAAUGCAAUCGAUUUCCUAAUGGAUAAGAAUAAUGUUGUGCCCCGUAUAAAUUCUUUGAUUUUGGACAAUAAGCAGCAGUACCUUAAUUUAAUAUCUUCAUCAGAUAAGAGUGCUGUGAUUGCAAAGAACAUGUAUUAUUUAAACCAAGAAGAUGAUGCAGUUGCUGUAGUCACUCUGUGGAUUAUUGCUGAUUUUGAUGCACCAUCUGGGAGAAAACUGCUGUUUAAUGCUUUAAAGCACAUGGAAACAAGUGUUCUCAGUCGGUUGGGGAUUAUUUAUAAUCCUACAUCAAAAAUAAAUGAAGAGAACACUAUUAUUUCUAGAGGAAUUUUGGCAGCUUUUCUCACACAGAAAAAUAGCCUUUUGAGGAGCUUUCUCUGGAAACUGGCAAAAGAAGAAACUGCUACAGCUAUUUACUCUGGAGAUAAAAUUAAAACAUUCCUUAUUGAGGGAAUGGAUAAGAAUACUUUUGAGAAGAAAUACAACACUGUUGGAGUAAAUAUUUUCCGAACUCACCAGUUUUUCUGUCAAGAUGUACUUAAGUUGCAUCCUGGGGAAAUAGGUGUUGUAAGCAAUGGAAAAUUCUUUGGACCAUUAGGUGAAGAUUUCUGUGUAGAAGAUUUUUACCUGUUGGAAAAGAUAACUUUUAGUGAUGUAGUAGAGGAAAUCGAAGACAUUGCUAAAAGUAUAGAAGUCAACUCGAAAAACAUUAGUGACCUUGUUAUGAAAGUUGAUGCCCUCCUUUCCUCUUUGCCUACGCGUGCAUCUCGGUAUGAUGUCACAUUUCUUAAAGAGAAUCACAGCAUUGUAAAGAUAAAUCCUCAAGAGAGUGACGAGUUCUUUGAUGUCAUUGCUAUUGUUGAUCCGUUGACAAGAGAGGCACAGAAGAUGGCACACUUACUGGUUGUACUUGGCAAGAUUAUAAACAUGAAGAUAAAACUGUUCAUGAACUGUAGGGGUAAGCUUUCAGAAGCCCCUUUACAGAGCUUUUACCGUUUUGUCCUGGAACCAGAACUGAUGUCAGAGACUAAUAACAGUCCUUCUCCAGGACCGGUCGCAAAAUUCCUAGAUAUUCCUGAAUCACCCCUUCUAACCCUCAACAUGAUUACUCCAGAAGGCUGGGUGGUUGAAAUAGUACAGAGCAACUGUGACCUUGAUAAUAUUCACUUAAAAGAUAUUGAGAGAGCUGUUACAGCAGAAUAUGAACUGGAAUAUCUCUUACUUGAAGGACACUGCUUUGAUACCACAACAGAACAACCUCCUCGAGGUCUGCAGUUCACUCUGGGCACAGAAAAUAAGCCUGUCAUGGUUGAUACAAUAGUGAUGGCCAAUCUUGGAUAUUUUCAGUUAAAAGCAAACCCAGGUGCUUGGAUACUGAAAUUACGCCAAGGAAAAUCUGAAGAUAUUUAUCAAAUAGUUGGGCAUGAAGGAACUGACUCUCAGUCAGAUCUAGGAGAUGUCAUUGUUGUAUUAAACAACUUCAAGAGCAAGACACUGAAAGUACAGGUUCAGAAAAAACCAGACAAAGUUAAGGAAGAUAUCCUUACUGAUAAAUAUGAAAGAAAAGGAAUGUGGGAUUCCAUUAAAAGUUUCACAAGAAGGUUGCAUGAAGAUGAUCAAAAAAAUGAUGUCUUAAACAUUUUUUCAGUUGCUUCUGGCCAUCUGUAUGAACGUUUUCUAAGAAUCAUGAUGCUUUCUGUUUUACGUAACACCAAAACACCAGUGAAAUUUUGGUUUCUGAAAAAUUAUCUCUCACCAACAUUUAAAGAGGUAAUUCCUCAUAUGGCUAAGGAAUAUGAGUUCCAAUAUGAACUGGUCCAAUAUAAGUGGCCUCGUUGGCUUCAUCAACAAACUGAAAAACAGCGGAUUAUUUGGGGUUACAAAAUUCUUUUCCUUGAUGUCCUUUUUCCUCUAGCCGUGGACAAAAUCAUUUUUGUUGAUGCAGACCAGAUUGUGAGACAUGACCUAAAAGAACUUCGUGAUUUUGAUCUGGGUGGAGCUCCCUAUGGGUAUACUCCAUUUUGUGAUAGCCGCACUGAAAUGGAUGGAUAUCGUUUCUGGAAAACAGGAUACUGGGCAUCCCAUCUUUCAAGAAGGAAAUACCAUAUCAGUGCCCUAUACGUGGUGGACCUCAAGAAGUUCAGGAGAAUUGCAGCCGGUGACAGGCUUAGAGGGCAGUACCAAGCUCUGAGCCAGGACCCAAACAGCCUUUCAAACCUAGAUCAG
This is a messenger RNA of Castor canadensis (American beaver), 2247 nucleotides long. The record is from RefSeq and is a predicted model, not a curated record. Lineage: Eukaryota; Metazoa; Chordata; Mammalia; Rodentia; Castoridae.